Messenger RNA from Tetranychus urticae (two-spotted spider mite), 625 nucleotides. Lineage: Eukaryota; Metazoa; Arthropoda; Arachnida; Trombidiformes; Tetranychidae. The record is from RefSeq and is a predicted model, not a curated record.
AGGAGUCGCAGAAGCAGAAUUUUCUUUUGGUCAGUAAUUUUAAUACAGUUGUGAUAUUUUUAAUAAUAAAUUAGUUCCAUGUAAUCAUAAAUAUCAUAUCAAUUUUUCUGAGUUAAUUAUGCUUCGACUGCUUAUCUUGGUUUAUUACUUAAGCUUAAAUCCUAGUUUAGGUUUAAACAUUAACAAUGAAGUAGCACAAUCUGGUACCCCACCUCGGGAUGUGCAAGCACGAGCAUUAAGUUAUACCACAGUAGUGGUUGAUUGGGAGAGACCGGAACAACCUUUAGGCCAGAUAUCAGGAUACCGUGUUUAUUAUACUUCAAAUCCGUCCCAACCAAUAUCAUUUUGGGACUAUCUUGAUGUCGAUGAUAGUCAAUUGAUAACAAUUAGUGAACUUCAACGUGAAACUAUUUAUACCAUUCGUGUCUCUGCAAUAAUUCAAUCUCGCGGUGAAGGUCCGCUUUCACCACCAGUGCAAGUGAAAACAAAACAAGGUGUCCCAAAUCAGCCUUUAGGUUUACAAGCUGUUGCUCAGGGUCCCCACUCUAUCAAACUAACAUGGAAGAUGCCACCUAAUGCUGGUGAAAACAUAAUUGGUUAUGAAUUGUAUUGGAAUGAUACCUUU